Molecule: messenger RNA, 336 nt
Organism: Solanum tuberosum (potato)
Lineage: Eukaryota; Viridiplantae; Streptophyta; Magnoliopsida; Solanales; Solanaceae
Product: transcription factor MYB1R1-like
Exons: 1
Coding region: 1-336 (111 amino acids)
Biological process (GO): response to gibberellin; response to ethylene
Molecular function (GO): DNA binding
Source: RefSeq, a predicted model, not a curated record
AUGGAUAGGAAUUGCAGUGAAAAUGGCAAAAGCAUCAAAUUGUUUGGUUUUGAGAUCACUACAACAACAACGAGUUCUGCUGCUGCACUAACGUCUGAAAAAGAUUUCAUGGGAAGGAAAAUCAAGAAAGGAAAUCGAUGGACAGAGGAUGAACAGAGAGCAUUCUUGAAAGGAUUGAAUUUUCAUGGAAAAGGAAAUUGGACUAACAUUGCUAAGGAUUUCGUGCCUAGUAGAACGUCGACACAGGUUGCUAGUCAUGCUCAAAAGUACUUCCUGAGAUUAUUGGAUGCUAAUUCCAAUGAGAGAAAAAAGCGCAAGAAAUCAAGUGUUUUUUGA